Messenger RNA from Ceraceosorus bombacis, 2797 nucleotides. NCBI's taxonomy places the organism in Eukaryota, Fungi, Basidiomycota, Exobasidiomycetes, Ceraceosorales, Ceraceosoraceae. The record is from the annotation of a GenBank genome assembly.
AUGACACCGAUACUCAGCUUCACCUGGUUCGACAAGGAUCGCAUGCCCACUCCUAGGGAGUGCCAGGCGGACAAUGGUCGCAAUUGUGUCGCGAUGCCCGAAGACCGCAAGGCUGAACGGGAACAGAAAAAGUUUCAGUGGCUCUCCAUCGACGUCGACUUGGGAUACCUCAGCUUCUACAAGGACUGGGGACCGCUCAAUAUGGCCAUGUUUUAUCGCUUUUGUUUGCACGUAGCUUGCAUGCACUUGGUGAGUUUCGCUGGCUAUAUGCUGGCGUGGAGCAGACUGGGCAGUCCAGAGAGCUAAGGCAGUUGACCACGCGCCGCGCAGGAUCCGGAUGAAGAUCAUCUCGUGCUGUACACCUCUUCAGAUCCACACAACAAGGCAAACGCGGCGUUGCUUGCUGCCAUGUAUGCGAUGGUCAUCGAGAGGCUUUCCCCUUGCGAUGCCUUCCAUCCAUUAGCUGAGGUGGGUGGCAUUGCCUGACUUGGUCCUUCUCGGCAGCCUGAGCUAACGCACUUAGCUCUGCAGCUUGAGUUUGAGCCGUUCAGAGACGCUGGCUAUGGACGAGCCGAUUUCUGCCUCACAAUUCAAGACGUGCUGUACGGAUUCCACAAAGCACGAGAGUGCGACGUCUUGCAGCUCGAGAAUUUCAAUCUGGACGAGUAUGAGUGGUACGAAAGGGUAGAGAAUGGUGAUUGGAACUGGAUCACGCCCAACAUCAUCGCUUUUGCGUCGCCGAACGACAAGGGGUGGGAAUCCGGCUUGAAGUUGCCGCCUGCUGAGCGCGAGAAGAGAACCAACGCUGCUUUCACCCGCUCCAUCAAGUACUUCAAGCAGCAUUCCGUGGGUGCAGUCGUCAGACUCAACAACCCUCUGUACGAUCGCGAGGCGUACGAGCGCGUUGGAAUCGAACACUACGUGAGUGCGGCAAGGCCAGACUAGUCCUCGUGUAGGGCUCAUGUCAUUCGCCAUUCGAAUGCAGGACAUGUACUUCGACGAUGGCUCCAAUCCUUCCGACCAGAUUCUACGGGCUUUCAUCAAGUUGGCCGAUGAGACUGUGAAUAAAGGCAAAGUGAUCGCAGUGCACUGCAAAGCCGGACUCGGCCGGACGGGUGUAUUGAUUGGCGCCUACCUCAUCUGGAAACAUGGCUUCACCGCUCAAGAAGUCAUUGGAUUCAUGCGCAUCAUGAGGCCCGGAUGUGUAGUUGGACCCCAGCAGCGCUUCAUGUACGAGAACUUUGUCGAGUGGAUUCGAUGGAGUACGCGCGAUAUCGCACUCAAGGAAGCGAGGGAAGCUAUCGAAGCAGAGAAAGAGGCACUGAAGAAGCAAGGCUUCGUGGAAGGGAGGAAAAGUCGCAAACGUGGUGCGGAAGACGAAGCGGACGAUACAUCAACGUCUACCGAGGAGCGAGAAGAGCGUGCUGUGGAUGGACUUGUCACGCCCCGUGCCAAGAGGACACUUGCGGAGGUACCAAGCAGUGUAGCACCAGCGAUCAAGCCCACACCUUGCGUGGGACAACCUCGAAAGAGCCCCAAGUCGACCAGGAAGCGUCAGGCUACUGCGCUCCGGCACGUGCCUUCCAUCGGCGCGCUGACGCAUGACACGCGCACAAAGAGCUUGCCGGACCCUGCGGAGGCUGAGGCUGCAAAAAGCACCGCUGCUCCUGUGACGGGCUUCAUGCCCAGGUCUGUGAGCGACGAGAGCCUCAAAGCGCUUGCUGAGAAUAUCAGCAACCAUUCUGGCAAGGCACCGCCUACGCCCGGCCCCUCUGUACGCCUGGAAGCUGCUGGCACAGGCAUGCGCGGAGGCACGCCUCCUUUGGCACCUUCUACACCCGGCAGAGUGUUGGGCGAAGCUCACCGCAUCAACAUGCAGGCCGGGCACGGUGGAGUAGUGCCGAUGGGACUGUCUACGCCACCUAACCCGUCCGGCAGCUUUACAAAGAUCAAAGCUGCGACAGUCGGUCGUCCCGUCAGGACACACCAUGAGCGAAGCCAGAGCACGAUUGCAGCUCCCACCUUCAUGGUCGAUGAUGUAUUUACGGAUGCACCGCCUUCUGCGCACGCUUUUGCGCCUCCGUCUCCAUCAGCUGGUGGUGCGCGGACAGCAAGCGCUCGGAUACCGACUUUCCGCGCAAGUCCUCAGAUCAAGACAAAGUAUGGUCUGCGCGAUACGAGCAAAGACCAUGCGUCGGGGUCGAGCAUAGAAGCGGAAGAUGGUGCGAGGUCAAAGACGUCAUCAGCGGAUGGCGCGGGGAACGGCAUUGUGGAUAGAGUUGGCAGCAGUCAGACGUCGGAGACGAGCGCCAGCAGUCGUGCGUCUGCGCAAAGAUCCGCAUCCGGUAGCUCCGCACGAAGGCAAAAGAUGUCUGGGGCGACUCGCAUACCGAGCGGCUCAAGCAGGACGCGGACAAACGGCACGGCGCAAUUAUCUGUCAGCGCGAAGCGCGCAGCGCCGUCGUCGUCUUCGCAGCAGCAGCAGCAGCAGCAGCAUGAGACGUGCAACGUGACUGGGACAAAUGGACCUCGAUCGGGCGUUGCGCGCGUCGCUGCGGCUACCAAGAGACUCUACGGACCGACCGUCGCAUCGCUGGCAAGAUCUCGAGGUGCUGAAGCUCCUGAUUCGUCCUCAUCCUCUCGCGCAUCCUCGGCUGCCUCUUUGACUGCAAGUCCUCAGCUCUCUGCAUCCAGCAGGUCCGCGAGCCGAACGCCUAGCGCGGUCAAUGGAGCUGUAAGACUCGGACGAGUGCGACCGCGAAGAAGCAGCUUCAGCGAUGCGGACCUGCAAGUUUGA